GAAGAAGAGAAGAAGUAGAAGCGGGUGAAGAGGCGGCACCUCUGUUUCCUGCAGGAGGAAACAGAGGAAAGGAGGUGCUGUUCGUCGGGGAGAAGAAGGGGGCUGCAGCUGCGGCGAUGGCAGCUGCAGCUGGAAGAGAAGAAGAAGAGGAAGAUGAGCAGGGGAGGAGGGAGAGGUUGCGGCCGUGGCUGCGGCCGCGACUGCAGCAGUUGCAGCGGGGAGAGAAGAAGAAGAAAGGAAGGAGAAGGAAGAGGAGAAGGGAAAGAAGUAGCUGCGGCUGCGGUUGUGGCAGCUGCAGCUGUGGCAGGGAAAGAGGAAGAGAAAAAGGAAAGGAAGAAGAAGAGAAAGGGAAGGAGAGGAAGAAGAGAGGAAGAGGAGAAGGGGCUGCGGCUGCGGCGAUGGCAGCUACAGCUGUGGCUGGGAAAGAAGAGAAGGAAAGGAAGAAGAAGAGAAAGGGAAGGAGAGGAAGAGAAGGGGUGGCAGCUGCGGCAGUGGCAGCUGCAGCUGGAAGAGGAGGAGGAAAUAGAGCAGGGGAGGAAGAAGAGGCUGCGAGUGUGGUGGCUGCGGCCGUGGCUGCGACUCCGGCUGCGGCUGCGACGUUGGCUGCGGUAGCUGCGGCAGCGGUGGUGGCUGCAGUAGCUGCAGUAGCUGCUUUUGGGAAAGAGAAAGAGUAGGAACGAGAGAAGGGAAGAAGGAAAUAGUGCAGUGGAAGGGGGCUGCGGUUGUGACCGCAGUUGCGAUUGUGGCAGCGGCAGCGGCGGCGGCUGUGGCAGCUGCGUUUGGGAAAGAAAAAGAAGGAAUGAGAGUAAGAGAGAGAGCAGGUGACUGUGCCUCGAUGUUCGACACGUGAUGUAGUUACGAAGAAAGGAAGAAAACGGGAGCACAAAACGAAACAGAGAGAGGACACGGAGGAAAAGUAGAAAGAUUGGACUGGCACCUUCCUUGGAUAUUCAGAUCAAAAUAUUUGAAAGGUCAGCUUGUCACUCUUCGAGAUGUUUGAUUUGGGCUGAGACAGUGGAUAGCUAUUCAGAAUUAUGGGCAAGUCCUGUUGGUUGUUAUGCUAUUGUUGUAUAAGCAUAUUUUGUAUGUAAUGAAUUGUUCUGAUGAUCGAAAUGGAUAUACUGUGUAAAAGUGUUAGAAGAUCUCUCUUAUUUGGAAUUUCGGAAUGUUAAGUCUAAUUUAUGACGAUAUGAACUUGUGGUGAAUAGUUGGAGUUCUGAUUGUAUAAUUUAUUUAGCUUGUGGAUUUAUAAAUGUUGUUCAUGUUUGUCAA
Molecule: messenger RNA, 1272 nt
Organism: Musa acuminata AAA Group (dessert banana)
Lineage: Eukaryota; Viridiplantae; Streptophyta; Magnoliopsida; Zingiberales; Musaceae
Product: conglutin alpha 2-like
Exons: 2
Coding region: 117-674 (185 amino acids)
Source: RefSeq, a predicted model, not a curated record